GUCAGCUGUUUUGUAGGUCUUGCCACGUAAAUCCGUCAAGAAGGUAACAAGAGCUUUUCCUCUUUACUGGCUGGAUGGUUGUAAGGUGCAAUGGCAGUAAAAGUACAGGCAGUCAUAGCAGCCUGGAAGAGCUUCGAGUUGCACAAUGUACAAAGGGAACUGGACGAGACAGCCUCAGAGCUUGCUACUCGUCAAGAUGAGUCAGAGCACUCCAGGAAGAAGCUGGUGGAACUCUCCAGAGAGUUCAAGAAGAACUCCCCAGAAGAUGUACGAAAGCACGUGGCCCCAUUGCUGAAGAGCUUUCAAAGUGAAAUUGAUAACCUCAAUAAAAGGAGCAAGUUUGUGGAGACUGCAUUUUUGAAUGUGUAUAAGAAGGUGAUUGAUAUUAGCGAUCCACUCCCCACCCUUGAGUACUGCGUUGGCCUUGAGAAAAAGAUAGGCCGUCUUGCUGACCUUGAAAUUGAAAACAAGAAUCUGAGAGAAACACUGCGUGAAUAUAAUGAAGAGUUUAAAGAAGUGAGAAACCAAGAUGUUACCAUCAAAGCACUCAAGGAGAAGAUAAAGAAUUAUGAAGAUCUUAUGGAUAACAAUGUGCAGACUAAGAUUAAGGAGAUGGAAAGAGAGCUUUCCCGUCAGUAUGCUGAGAAGGAGAGACUGCUAGAGGAGACACAAGAAUCUGUAAUGAGGAGGUUGCAGGAUGCUGAAUCAAGAGCCCAGACUCUCCAGUCCACCCUGGACCAGACCCAGUCAGAACUGUUUGAGCUGAAGAGCAAGUCUGAAGAGUCAAAUUUUGCCAGGUCAGAUGAAAUUAACAUCCUGCUGAAUGAUCUUGAGCGGGCAAAUCAGAGAGCCACCAUAGCCGAGAGAGAAUCUACACAGCUCAAGGAACAGCUUCAGAGUUUAACUGCUGCUCAUAAUUCACUGACAGAAAACAUGUCUGUCAUGACUACUUCUGUCAGUGAAGUUGAACUGUCUGCUGAGACCUUAGCAAGAUCAUCUCUUGAGAUAGAAUUGGCAUCUAAGGACAAGGAAAUAUCCCAAUUGGUGGAAGAUAUCAAGCAGAUGCAGAACUCCCUGAACCUUCUUAGGGAAAGUUCCUCUAACCAGAUUCGAGCCCUUGAAGAAAAUCAGGAAAGUAAUACUCAUAUGAUUGCUACCUUGGAAGCCAAAGUUCAUCAGCAAAGGGAUUAUGAUGAGAUCAAGAGGGAACUGAGUAUCAUGAAAUCUGUUGAAUUUAGUACCAUUUCUAGGGAUGGUGGAGAAGAGAGCAGUCUUGAAACCUCCUCAAAACCUCUAGAAGUGCUCCUGUUAGAGAAGACAAAGGUUUUGCAGAAUGAAAAUACUGCAUUAAAACAAAUGAAUAAUAGUAUGAAUAAGAAGACGGUAGAGUACGAACAGGAGCUCACAACAUUACGUUCUCUUGCAGCUGAACAAAAGGAUUUGAUAUUACACCUUGAAUCUGACCUCUCAUCAGUCCAGACUCUUUCCUCUUUAUACCGUGGUGAAGGCGAAGGUUCUUCAGUGCCAGAGAUAGUAGCUGAGGCAGUUAGGGCUUCUACUAGUAGCACCCCUCCUCUCAGCACCCCUCAGUCUUUAGUCACUGAUACACCAACUCCAAUACCAGGGGGAAUUCCACCAGACUUUUCAUCAGCUGCAGAAUCCAUUUUACCAAUCAUUUCUUCUCAGAGGGAGCGUUUCCGUCAGCGUAAUGAGGAGUUAGAAGCUGAACUGACUGGAAAAAGUCAGCAAGUGGUGCUUCUUCAAAAUGAAUUGGAUAAUCUUCGUGCUGAUAACCUGAAACUCUAUGAAAAGAUUAGAUUUCUCCAGUCUUACCAAGGGAGACAAAGCAGUGAAGAUUCUGCAGCAGAAUCACGAUACAGUAGCCAGUACGAAGAGGCGCUAGAUCCCUUCUCGUCAUUCUCACGUAAAGAGAAGUUACGUCGGUAUUCAGCUCUUAGCCCAUUUGAGAAAGUGACCUUGUCAAUGGGGAGGUUUAUACUGGGCAACAAAACAGCACGGACUGUAACUUUCAUGUACACUGCCUUAGUUCACUGUCUGGUAUUCCUUGUACUCUACAAAUUGGCCCAUACCGAGUCUUGUAAGCGUGACUUUGCUUCUGACUGCGCUCAGAAAUUUGCAGAGCAUAUGAAUCAGGUUCAUGGCCAUAGUAACUUUCAUGAUUUUAACCAGUAGAUCAUAGAGUGAGUGUGUAUCUAUAGCACAAAUGGUACAGAUGGUUGAUAAAUAUAGAAAAGAGCUAUGGUAUUUUCUAAUUUAUAUUUAAUAGUGCAUAAAUGAGUAUAGUUUUAUCUCCUGUGAUGGUUGAAUUUCUAAAGCUUGAGUAAACAUUCCUAUACUCUUAAUAUAUUGGCUGACCAUGUUAUGGAAAACCCAGAUAUAAGAUUAUACAUACUAAGACAAUAUAAUCUGAACAGAUGCUUAUGGUUAAAUUUUUUAUGAUAAACAGUAUGUGUGCCUAGUGUAAUGUGAUAAUUAGAGGUGUGAUAUUAUUUAUUCCCAAAGGUACUGAUUGUAGAGGAAGUACAGAUUACUUUCAGAUUACUGGAAAUCACAACAGGAGUUCUUACUUUUUUUACAUAGUAAUUUGUUAUCAUAGAGUUGUGUUAUAAGCAUUAUAGACUAGCCAAACAGAUUGCACAUGGGGGUAGCUUGACUUAGUUUGUUUCUUUUAGUGGUUCUGAAUGGGAAGGAAUUUGGUGAUGGAUAAAUGUUUGAGUUUUCUGCGUGAUACACAUAUAGCUUGCUUGAAGCUAGACAGUAUGUCUUUGUUAAUAAGGCAUAGAAUUUUGCCUAUGUAAGAAUAUUUAUUGACUUUGUAAGCUACAAACUACACACAAAAGUUUUCAUAUGAAAUGUUCAGAACGGUGUUUUAUGCCUGUUUAAAAGAUCUGAUUGUGCAGCAUGAUAAGUAUGGAAGUUAAAUAAUCAUGAGUUGUGAUCAUCUAGUGAUAAUUUAAAAUUCUGGUUAGAUAUACCUCAAAUAUUGAAAUUACAUUUUGAAAGCAUAAAGAGCAAGACAAAGGUAGUUAUGCAAUUACACUUCUAUACUUUCCAUAUAUAUAUAUACAUAUAUAGAUGCACAUACAUACAUAUACAUAGACAUAUACACAUGUAUACAUAUAUAGA
Messenger RNA from Penaeus indicus, 3147 nucleotides. RefSeq names its product protein CASP-like. The record is from RefSeq and is a predicted model, not a curated record. Gene Ontology annotation, molecular function: DNA-binding transcription factor activity, RNA polymerase II-specific; RNA polymerase II transcription regulatory region sequence-specific DNA binding. The coding region runs from base 91 to 2193 and encodes 700 amino acids. The transcript is spliced from 2 exons. Lineage: Eukaryota; Metazoa; Arthropoda; Malacostraca; Decapoda; Penaeidae. Gene Ontology annotation, cellular component: nucleus; Golgi membrane. Gene Ontology annotation, biological process: regulation of transcription by RNA polymerase II; intra-Golgi vesicle-mediated transport.